Messenger RNA from Didymodactylos carnosus, 348 nucleotides. NCBI's taxonomy places the organism in Eukaryota, Metazoa, Rotifera, Eurotatoria, Philodinida, Philodinidae. The record is from the annotation of a GenBank genome assembly.
AUGUCUCUAGACUUCUAUAGUAUUCGAACGACGUUGGUCCGUGAUGGUGCGAUUGGAAAUCUGUUUCAACCAUUCUAUUCAUCCAUGGAUGAUCUGAAGCAUUCUCGGGGUCAGAACAUCAUAAAUCUUCAUCCAAGUCCGAAAAUGGCAUCGAAAAUCAUCUAUUGGGUUGUUUGGUUAACAUUCAUUGUUCACAGUGCAUUUCUGGCACCAGCUGACAAUCCGGCAACCAAGCCCACGAGUCGCUAUGUGAAACAGCUGAUGUUUGGCCCGUACCAUGACAUUGAUGCAUAUGUUAUCUCUCUGUUCUAUGUGAUGGGUACAGCGUUCAUCAAUCGAUUGGCCUAG